UUCUACCGGUAGCUCAUAAGUUAGCGAAAGGCGUACUUUUAAAAUCUGCAGAGAAGCUAAAGCCGUACAUGAUGCCAGCUUUGACAUCUCUUGGUGAAUCAUUAGAUAUGUACCAUAAAGUUGUGGCUGCAGUAUGUGACGGCACAACUGCUAAUAUCGAAAAUAAGGAUGAUGAUGAAGAACCGGCUAAUGAGUGCAAAUUGGAAAAGGGGUCCGUAGAUGAGGCUGAUGAGAGCAAGCUUACAACAGCAACAUCAGAUCAUGUGGACCAAUGUGUGUGUUGCAAGACGACUUCAUGGCUAUGCUUUUGUUGAUUGUAAUGACAAGCGAGAUGCUCAGGAUGCCAUCCACGAACUUGAUGUUUAGGAGUUCUCAUAUAUUAAUGACUAAACCAAAUAAGAAUGGGGGAGAGUAGAAAUGUCCAAUAACUUUAGAGGAUCAUGUGGUGGUGGCGGCGAUGGCAGUGUAGGGCAUGGUGGAGGUCGUGGUCGCUCUAGAGUUACUGAAAGUUUAAACCGAGGUCAUCAGAUGUAUGGAAAAAUGAUUUCGAUGAUGUACCUGGGAGAAAUUCUUCGUAGAGUUAUGUAGGGUGCCUGAAGAGGCUGUCCUUUUUCUUGACACGCUGCCCCCGAAACUAAAAAGUCUGUUUGUGUUGAGGUCAUCAUAUGUCCGAGUCUCGCUUACUACAUCAAGUUAUUCCUGGCUGGUGGAUGACGGUCUAAAGUUAUUUGAAUCAAUCGAGGCAGAGUAUAACAUCGUUCCGUCACUUGAGCAUUACUGUUGUGUUUUAGAUAUGUUAGGGAGAGAUGGUAGUGUGUCAGAAGCUUACGAUUUUGUUGAAAGAUUUGGGGAAAAGGUAAUUAUUUGAAAGUUUAGGGUUUACUUUUGGGCUCUUGCAGAACCCAUGAGAAUUUCGAUUGGCGAAAGUUGUUGCGAGUAAGUUGGUUGAAAUAGGUCUGGUAAAUAAGAAUGCGGGUUAUCAUGCGUUGUUGUCAAAUAUAUAUCCGGGUUCUAAAAAUUGCUAUAAAAUAAUUUGUACAAUAACAUCUCAAUACCUAUAAAAAAUGAAUCAAAACAUAUUUACCUAAGUGAGAAAAAUCAUAUUUUUAUACGUUUAUAUUGAAAAGUUCUUUCAUUACAAAGUUCAUCUCAUUGCCAGUAUAUAUUAUAUGUUUGUGUUAAACCACCCGCGAAGCUCGCGGGAUCUUAGGCUAGUAUAUAUAUAAAUGAGAUGGAUUUGGGCAAUGUGGCAUUUGUCUUUGGCCAUCUAGGAUGAUGUGGCAAUGUGAUUUAGGAGGGAAAUCCCAUUCCUUUGUAAAUUCGCAAAUCCAAAGACAAUGUACGCGGCAUCCGAAUUUUCUUGGGUCGGGUUAUGUGUGCUCCGAAAACAACCAGCUAUUAUAUUCGGAUCAUUUAUAACCUAAUUGAAAUCUCAUUUUACUAUGUAAUCUCCUUCUUUUCUUCUUGAUUCGGUUAUCUUCUCUCCCAUUUUACCAAAAAUUAGGUCAACAUCAAAGGUAAAUACACUGAUUUGAACCUAAAUUUAUGUUAUUAUAAGUUUUGUAUCAAGAACAGGGUUUGAUUUUAACAUUUGUUUUGUUUUGAUUUUUGUAGAUCCAACCGUAGAUCUUUAAGGUAUGUUGUUUAUUCCUUUAUCCCACCAUAAUCUGAUUUACUUUGGUCUGAUUUUUUGUAGAUCCCACCAUAAUCUCCUUCUUUUCUUCUUGAUUCGGUUAUCUUCUCACCCAUUUUACAAAAAUUAGGUCAACAUCAACGAUCCAACCGUACAUCUUUAAGGUAUGACUUAUAAUCCUUUAUCCCACCAUUAUCUGUUUUUUUUUGGUCUGAUUUUUGUAGAUCCCACCAUAAAUCACAUUUGUUUUGGUCUGAUUUCUGUAUCUCUGACCAUAAAUCUUGAAGGUAUGCUGGUUAUUCAUUACCUACAUAUUGAUUUAUACUAUUCUCAUUUUUGUACAUCCAAAUAUAUUUAUCGCAUUUAACGAUUUUUAUUUGAUUUUUGUAUUCAUGUCAUCCCCGAACUCUGGCAUAACAAUCGGAAUCCCAUAUUUCUGCAAGCAAGAAGUUAUGGUUCCAGUCAACUCUUCAACUUCCCUCCAAUCUUCUUCCAAGAAUACCAUCGGUUUCCAUAUUACAAUUUAUUUCUUCAACGGAUCUAUAUAUAUAGAUUGUUUUACAUUCCUCACAUUGUCCAUCUACAUCUACUUUUUAUUCAAUCCAUAUCUGAGGUUUACAUAUCGCUCUACAAACAUAUUAUUGCUAUGUCUGAAGGUUCAUCAAGUCUACCAUGGUUCUUAAGGUUAAUGAAUGUAGCAGAUACAGUUAUUUUGUGCAUUCCCGAUGAUGCUGUUUGCAAACUAUGGGGUGUUUAUAAAGGUCCUACCAAUGUUAUGAUACACACUGAAGAUGGCCGAGAGUUUAAUGUUUCUUUAAGCGGUGCUAAAGGAAAGUUAUUCCUCUUCCAUGGUUGGUCCAAUGUUGUAGAACAUUUGAGUCUAACGAAAGGUUGUUUGGUAGUAUUUAAUCCCAUUUCGUCUACUACUUUUAAAUUAACAUCUUACGUUGAUGGCGUUAGUCGUGGCUCUUUUUGGACGUAUUUGCUACCUUCAUCAUCGCAUUUUUAUGUCAUUCCUGAAAGCAUCCUGCCAAAAGUUGAUCAAUAUUCAUCAAAUGAUGUAAUAUCUACUGUAAUGUUGGGUAACAAAAUUUUUAAGGUUGCCAUUGAAACAUCUGACGGUAAAGUUGGAUUUACCGUUGGUUUUGACGUAAUGGUCAGUAUGUUACAUCUGAAGGUUGAUUGUAUUUUGUUAAUUACAAAAGGUUUUGGCAAUUUUUUCCUUUUAAAAGUUUUUGGAGAAAACGGACUUGAAGUCGAUUUUUCUGAUAUAGACAUCGAAGUGCCUGAAGUUGCACCUAUCGAUGCUGAAAAUGAAGGUGAAGUACAAAUACAUGGUUCUGUUCGUCGUUUUAGACGUAUGGCUGGUGAACGUUAUUUUAGGAUUCCGGAUCCUGUUUCACGGAUGGCUAGACUUCAUGAAGGUUUAAAAGAUAUCACUGUUAGGCUUAUGCAUCUCGAUCCACCUAAGCAAUUUACCAAUGGUACAAGACGGGAAAAAAAAAACAGGAGGAGGUUGGCGAUACGCGCUGACCGGUUGGAAGAAGUUCAUGAAAGCUGCUAGAAUUAACGUCCUUGACACGGUUCACUAUUCUUUUGAUGAGAAUGAGCAGGUGUUGAGUGUUGAACGAGUUGAACCUUACGAUAGCCGUACUAAUUAGUUAAAUCACAGUGAUGGAAAUUUUUUUGCCUUUCAUAUGUUAGAUUUUAUCUCUAUAUAUUGUAUUUUUUGGUUUUGACAGUCGUUAUGGUUUUUAUGUUAAACAGUAAUUUUUUAAAUUUUAUAAAGACUUGUCUAAUGCUUCUAUAUGUUACAAAUUAAAAAA
This is a messenger RNA of Helianthus annuus (common sunflower), 3459 nucleotides long. RefSeq lists its product as uncharacterized. Bases 2280 to 3197 code for a protein of 305 amino acids. NCBI's taxonomy places the organism in Eukaryota, Viridiplantae, Streptophyta, Magnoliopsida, Asterales, Asteraceae. The transcript has 16 exons. The record is from RefSeq and is a predicted model, not a curated record.